CCGUGUCUGUUCCGCAGGAAUGUGGAAGAAGGCGGCGGCCGCGGCGCUAGUGCCAAACUUUGGGGAAUGAUAGCAGGCGCUGUGUGGUAUGGGAGCCGCUGUUUGAGAGGAGUACCAUCGCUGGACGGCCUGCAUUCGCAAUUUAGACGUUUCUAGAAAACCACCCGAGACUGGAGAGCUUGGAUUCGGGCAGAAUUUCACAGAGAAAAUACGGCUUUUAACACAACAUUGAAGCCAUGUCGGAGGACCUGAGCUCCCAACCCUGGUCCAUUAACAAGGAUGACUAUGAAUUACAGGAGGUCAUUGGAAGUGGAGCCACAGCGGUCGUCCAGGCCGCUUACUGCGUUCCCCGCAAGGAGAAGGUCGCCAUCAAACGCAUCAACCUGGAGAAAUGCCAGACCAGCAUGGACGAGCUCCUGAAAGAGAUUCAGGCCAUGAGCCAGUGCCACCAUCCUAACAUCGUGUCAUACUACACCUCCUUCGUAGUGAAAGACGAGUUGUGGCUGGUGAUGAAGCUUCUCAGUGGUGGUUCUGUGCUGGACGUGAUCAAGCACAUCAUCUCACGAGGCGAGCACAAAACCGGAGUGCUGGAUGAGCCCAGUAUAGCCACCAUACUGAAAGAGGUUUUACAAGGGCUGGAGUACUUGCACAAAAAUGGGCAGAUUCACAGGGAUCUGAAGGCUGGAAACAUCCUGCUGGGGGAAGACGGCUCUGUUCAGAUCGCAGAUUUUGGCGUAAGUGCCUUCUUAUCCACCGGUGGUGACAUCACCAGGAAUAAAGUGCGCAAGACGUUUGUCGGGACGCCAUGCUGGAUGGCCCCUGAAGUCAUGGAGCAGGUAAAGGGAUAUGACUUUAAAGCAGAUAUUUGGAGUUUUGGGAUCACAGCCAUCGAAUUGGCUACAGGAGCUGCUCCCUACCACAAAUACCCUCCUAUGAAAGUAUUGAUGCUGACCCUGCAGAACGAUCCUCCUUCCCUGGAGACAGGCAUCACAGAUAAGGAAAUGGUAAAGAAAUACGGCAAAUCUUUCAGGAAGAUGAUCUCGCUGUGUUUGCAGAAGGACCCAGAGAAAAGGCCAACAUCAUCAGAGCUCUUAAAGCACAAGUUCUUCCAGAAAGCUAAGAAUAAUGAAUUUCUCCAAGAGAAGUUACUUCAGAGGGCACCCACAAUAUCAGAAAGGUCAAAAAAGGUAAGGCGGGUUCCUGGUUCCAGCGGCAGGCUCCAUAAAACAGAAGAUGGCGAAUGGGAAUGGAGUGACGACGAGUUGGACGAGGAGAGUGAAGAAGGCAAAGCUGCCGUCGCUGCUUUACGAUCACCAAGAGUAAAGGAGGGCACUCAGAACUCAGAGUCAGCAGAGCCCUUCGGCAGUCACCUCCAGACGGGUGUUCCUGCCCAGCCCGAUUUAACGCCGUCUGGUGGGCAGGCCGUGCCACCCUUACAGUGCCCACCUGCUCCUGCUAAUCUCGCUCAGGCCCCUGCCCCAGUUCCAGUCCCGGCUCCUGCCCCGGCCUCGGCCCCGACCCCUGCCCCGGCCCCUGCCAGCGAUGCCUCCAAGUCACCCAUCAGCCUGGUUUUGAGGUUGAGAAACCUGAAGAAGGAGCUCAAUGACAUACGAUUUGAGUUUAUGCCUGGACGAGAUACAGCAGACGGGGUGUCCCAGGAGCUGGUGUCGGCCGGGCUGGUAGACGGGAGGGAUUUAGUUAUAGUUGCUGCUAAUUUGCAGAAGAUAGUUGACGAGCCUCAAGCCAACAAAAACGUCACUUUUAAGCUGGCAUCUGGCGUUGAAGGCUCCGAGAUUCCUGACGACGUCAAACUCAUGGGAUUUGCUCAGCUCAGUAUCAGUUAAAGUUUGCCUCCAUGUGGGGACCAUGACUUGCCUAAAAAUGUGAAAAACAAACACAAAAGAAAAAAAACACCACACCAAUAGAAUGACACAUUCAUGCUCUGCCCACCGUUUGAGAUCCCACUUCUGCCAAAGAAAACCGUACCAUGUCGUGAGCCCAUAGGAUUUAACCGAAAACCUCCCAGCUGUGGAAGGCACUGGGGUGAAAGGAUGAGAUCAGAGUGUAUAGGAAACAGUCAACUCAAGUUUACAGUGUACAAGUAGAAGGACGUUUAUUAUUGGGUUUUUUGGGUUUUUUUCCUCAGCAUCAACCACGUUGUGCUCAUUCCCAUUUUUCUGUUUCCUCCUGUAAUAUAUGUCCCAACAUUUGCACAAUCUGAACUCAUGCCCAAAAUUGUUGAUUAAUGUAACAAUGCCUUAUAUUCAAGAGCUACUGAAUGCAUGUCUAAGGAAAAAGUCCUCAUGAAUUGUGGAUUUUUUUUUCCCACAAAAAAAACAAAACCCAAACCUAUUCUAGCCAAACUUUUUACAUGUCCUUUUUUUUUUUUUUUUUUUUUAAAUGGUCUCUGGUCUGAAGGAACCAGCUAGUACACUUCAACUGAAAUGAGUGCCGUACUCCAGCAGCACACCUUUUUUUUUUUUUAAAGCCUUGUCAUGACCAGAUGAAUCUGCUUUCAGAAGGUUCUCGUGAAUCACUGAUGUUCUUAGGCACUUUUUCUUUGCAUUUUCAGCUGCUGUACAGAAUUCCUUGUCCGUGUGAUGCACUGGUUAUUUUCACAAUGCAAACAUUCUGCUGUUUAGCAGCCCACGUUCAUGGGUGGGUGCACACAGAAGACACACUUGGAUCUCAUCAGGGGUGGACAAAUCAACAAUUUAUUACUGGGGGAGGGGACAAAGUAAAGACACAAAUGAGGUCAUGAUUAGUAUACGACUCUAACAAAGCUUCUAAUGUAGAUGAUCAAGUUUCCGACUAAAGUUAAAAGUCAGUCAUUGGCCAAAGUUUCAGCUGUGUGAUAUCUUUUAGUCCCAUCGCAAGUAAAUGAUAUUCAAGUCUCGAGAGCUAACUUGGCAAAUAAAAAUGUUUGUCUUGUUAAA
This is a messenger RNA of Neoarius graeffei (lesser salmon catfish), 2936 nucleotides long. RefSeq names its product oxidative stress responsive kinase 1b (gene oxsr1b). Gene Ontology annotation, biological process: protein phosphorylation. The record is from RefSeq and is a predicted model, not a curated record. Gene Ontology annotation, molecular function: ATP binding; protein serine/threonine kinase activity. The coding region runs from base 237 to 1844 and encodes 535 amino acids. The transcript has 18 exons. NCBI's taxonomy places the organism in Eukaryota, Metazoa, Chordata, Actinopteri, Siluriformes, Ariidae.